Populus euphratica (Euphrates poplar) is the source of this 681-nucleotide messenger RNA. RefSeq lists its product as uncharacterized. NCBI's taxonomy places the organism in Eukaryota, Viridiplantae, Streptophyta, Magnoliopsida, Malpighiales, Salicaceae. Gene Ontology annotation, biological process: retrograde protein transport, ER to cytosol; mitotic spindle disassembly; autophagosome maturation. The transcript is spliced from 4 exons. Gene Ontology annotation, molecular function: ATP binding; polyubiquitin modification-dependent protein binding; ATP hydrolysis activity. The record is from RefSeq and is a predicted model, not a curated record. Bases 1 to 681 code for a protein of 226 amino acids. Gene Ontology annotation, cellular component: VCP-NPL4-UFD1 AAA ATPase complex; cytosol; nucleus.
AUGCCAAAACUACUCUACUUAGACUGGAUAUUUGACAAAGCACAGCAGUCAGCUCCUUGUGUAUUUUUCUAUGACGAGCUUGAUUCCAUUGUUGGCAAUGGAGAUAGGGUUCUACCUGCUAAUGUUGAUAUAGAGUUUGCUAUCAUGGAUGCCGUUAAGGAUCUCUGCCUUGAAGAAGGUAAGAAGAGAGAGACUAACACAAUCUUUGAACAUCGACGCUAUGAUUCUGUUAAUCGGCAGCAGAGAGAGAAGCUUGUUGAGAAUGAACAUGAUGGUUUGUACGAGGAUACUUAUGGUGGUAUAACUUCUCAGUUUUGUGACUUGGAAUCUGGUAAAGAUAGUAAUUGGAGAACCGAAGACCAAAUGAAUCAAGUGGAAACUUUCAUUGAAAUUGCUACCCAGCAACAGAAAGAACAAUUGUCCAUAAAGCUCAACAAAAUCGAUGCCCGAAACAUGCAGUUUUCAUACAUGAGGGCACACUUGGAGGCCCUAGCUAGCUGUAAAGGAUGCCACGGAGAUUCCGAAGCUGCGAAUAGAAUCUUGAAUCAACUUCUGAUAGAAAUGGAUGGCAUGGCAGCUAAGAAGAAUGUUUCUAUCAUUGGAACAACAAACAUGUCAGAUAUUAUUAACCCAACAUUUGACCCAGCAUUGCCUAGUCUUAGGUGUCUGGAUACCCGUUGA